Molecule: messenger RNA, 2769 nt
Organism: Fragaria vesca subsp. vesca
Lineage: Eukaryota; Viridiplantae; Streptophyta; Magnoliopsida; Rosales; Rosaceae
Product: glutamate receptor 2.7-like
Exons: 5
Coding region: 1-2769 (922 amino acids)
Cellular component (GO): plasma membrane
Molecular function (GO): glutamate-gated receptor activity
Source: RefSeq, a predicted model, not a curated record
AUGGGAGAGAACACAAGCAUCACGGUGAAUGUGGGUGUGGUUCUUGACCUUGAUAAUUCACUCAGUACAAAAGUUUGGUUGAGCUGCAUUAAGAUGGCGAUUUCGGACUUCUAUACUUCUCAUGCUCUGUCUGAGAGCAGAGUGGCUUUGAACAUCAAGGAUUCCAGAAGUGAAGUUGUUGAUGCCGCUGCAGCAGCUUUGGACCUGAUAAAGAAUGUGCAUGUGGAAGCAAUAAUAGGACCAAAAUCAUCAAUGCAAGCCAACUUUGUAAUUGAUCUUGGAGAAAAAGCUCAGGUGCCUAUAAUCUCAUUUUCAGCAACAAGUCCUUCCCUUGCCUCCCUUCAAAGUUUGUAUUUUUUCCGAGCUGCACAAAAUGAUUCCUCCCAAGUCAAAGCCAUUAGUGCAAUUAUCAAAGCUUUUGGAUGGAGAGUAGCUAUACCCAUCUAUGUCGAAAAUGCUUACGGUGAGGGGGUGCUACCAUCCUUAGUGGAUGCCUUGCAAGACGUUCGAGUCCGUGUCCCUUACAGAAGUGCCAUACCUCCUACAGCCACAGAUGACCAGCUUGCUGAGGAGCUUUACAAGUUGAUGACCAUGCAAACUAGAGUCUUCAUUGUGCAUAUGUCCCCCUCGCUUGGGUCUCGGCUUUUCGCCAAAGCAGAUGAGAUAGGGAUGAUGAAUGAAGGCUACGUCUGGAUCAUGACCAAUGGGUUAACUAAUUACUUGAGUUCAACUAAUGCUUCCAUUAUCAAUUCCAUGCAAGGGGCACUGGGUGUGAGGACUUACGUGCCAAAGACUCAAGAGCUUAUUGAUUUUAGAAGUCGUUGGAAAAGGCAAUUCCAACAUGAAAAUCCAACCGUCAUUGAUGUUGAGUUGGAUGUGUUUGGUCUCUGGGCUUAUGAUGCUGCUUACGCAUUAGCCAUGGCAGUUGAGAAUGUCGGCACUACCAGUUCACUCUCUGGCUCCCAAACCACAAAUGCUUCCAUUAACUCAUCAUCAACAGAUCUAAAAACUCUCAGGGUCUCUCCGAGAGGUCGUGAACUUUCUCAAUCCUUAUCAGGUACUAGGUUUAGAGGCCUUGCGGGAGAUUUCAGUUUCUCCAAUGGGCAGUUGCAAUCUUCGGUGUUUGAAAUAGUGAAUGUGAAUGGUGAAGGAGCAAGAGAAAUUGGGUUUUGGUCACCACAGUUUGGACUCGCGAAAUAUAUGAGCAAUUCAACAAAUGCAAACAGCUCAUACUCAACUUCUAGAUCUGACAUGGGACCGAUACUAUGGCCAGGAGAUUCUACCUCAACUCCAAAGGGAUGGGAAGUUCCCACAAACAACAGAAGGUUGAGAGUAGGCGUUCCUGUGAAAGUUGGUUCCCCUGAGUUUGUGAAGGUGGUGCAUGAUCCUGUCACUAAUAGAAUAGAUGUCACUGGGUUCUGCAUUGACAUGUUCAGGGCUGUAAUGGAAGGGUUACCUUACGCUGUUACAUAUGACUUCAUUCCCUUUGCAAAGCCGGAUGGCACUAGUGCUGGCACUUACAAUGACAUGGUCCAUCAAGUUUUUCUUAGGAAUUUCGAUGCUUUGGCAGCAGCUACAACAAUUAGAGCAAACAGAUCUUUGUAUGUGGACUUCACAUUGCCAUACACAGAUUCAGGUGUAGUAAUGGUAGUGCCCAUGAUAGACAGCAAGAGCAGAAACGCAUGGAUUUUUCUGAAGCCUUUGACAUGGGACCUCUGGCUUACAACUUCUUGCUCUUUCAUCUUCAUUGGUUUUGUUAUUUGGGUUCUUGAACACCGCAUUAAUGAAGAUUUUCGUGGACCUCCCUCACACCAAGUUGGCACAAGCAUCUGGUUUUCUUUCUCAACUAUGGUUUUUGCACAGCGGGAACAGGUUGUGAGUAACUUGGGCAGAUUUGUGGUGAUAGUGUGGGUAUUUGUGGUGCUGAUACUGACGCAGAGUUACACAGCUAGUCUGACUUCGUUAUUAACCAUCAAACAACUGCAGCCAACUUGUACAGAUAUAAACCAGCUUUUGAAAAAUAAGGAGUCUGUUGGAUACCCCGAGGGUUCUUUUGUCUACGAUCUUUUGAUAGAGAAAGGUUUUGAUCGUUCUAGGAUUAAGGCUUAUACAUCACCAGAUGAAUGUGACCAACUUUUGAAAAAUGGAAGCGCCAAAGGUGGUAUUGCGGCUGCUAUAGAUGAGACGCCAAACUUGAAGCUUUUUCUUGCCAAGUACUGCACCAAAUACACCAUGGUUGGCCCAAUUUUUAAAACCGAUGGCUUUGCCUUUGUUUUCCCCAAAGGUUCGCCUCUCGUACCAGAUGUUUCAAGGUCGAUACUGAACGUCACUGAGGGAGACGAGAUGAAGAACAUCGAAAAUAAAUGGUUUGGAAAAAAGGCCACUUGUUCAGUUACCAACCCGAUGUUCUCGGAUUCCAGUAGUCUUGGGGUUGAUAGUUUCUGGGGUCUCUUCCUCAUUUCUGGGUUAUCUUCAUGUUUAGCUUUGAUGGUAUUUGCAACAUCUUUCUUUUUAAGGCACAGACGCAUCUUCAUUACGAUUCGGGGCUCCUCUAUUUGCAGAAAAGUUGGAGUCAUGCUUAGAGUCUUUGACGAGAAAGACAUCACCUCCCAUACUUUUAGAAACAAGAAUUUAGGUCGUGUUGAACCCUCGGCCUCACCACCUUGCAGUAUUUGCCUACCAAGUCCAUCAAGCCAGCAUUCAAACCAUACAAAUAUACAAGACUCUCCCUUCUUCUGGGAAGAAAGAACAAUUGUUGGUCAAAUCUGA